Molecule: messenger RNA, 582 nt
Organism: Ixodes scapularis (black-legged tick)
Lineage: Eukaryota; Metazoa; Arthropoda; Arachnida; Ixodida; Ixodidae
Exons: 2
Coding region: 1-582 (193 amino acids)
Source: RefSeq, a predicted model, not a curated record
AUGCCUUGUCAGAUAGGAAUUUCGAGCAAAGGCUUUGGGGCACUGCUUGCACUUAAAUGGCUUUUCACCUGUGUGUGUUCGGUUGUGGUAGAUCAAAAUGCUACUCUGAGAAAAGGUUUGGGGGCAAAGCUUGCACUCGAAUGGCUUUUCACCAGUGUGUGUUCGAGCAUGCUUUGUCAGAGAAGAGUGUUGUGUAAAGGCUUUGGGGCACUGCUUGCACUUAAAUGGUUUUUCACCAGUGUGAAUUCGAUUAUGGCUUUGCAGAUAGGAAUUCAGAGCAAAUGCUUUGGGGCACUGCAUGCACUUAAAUGGCUUUUCACCACUUGUGUGUGUUUGAUUAUGACAGGUCAGAAGGGAAUUAUAAGCAAACUCCUGGGAGCAAAGCUUGCACUUAAAUGGCUUUUCACUCUUGGACUUUUGAGCGCUGCUGAGCACUUGGGACUUAGAGCCAGAAAUGGGAAGAUGCUGGCACUUGGAUUGUUCAUCACCAUGGGCAGCCAGGUGGCUCACAAUUGCACGUUGAUCUCUGGUUACAUAGCUGCAGGAACAGCAUCCGAACCAGAUGUCAUUGGCCAACAAUGA